This is a messenger RNA of Chrysochloris asiatica (Cape golden mole), 522 nucleotides long. RefSeq names its product ribosomal protein S13 (gene RPS13). Lineage: Eukaryota; Metazoa; Chordata; Mammalia; Afrosoricida; Chrysochloridae. The transcript has 6 exons. Bases 26 to 481 code for a protein of 151 amino acids. Gene Ontology annotation, molecular function: structural constituent of ribosome; small ribosomal subunit rRNA binding. The record is from RefSeq and is a predicted model, not a curated record. Gene Ontology annotation, biological process: translation. Gene Ontology annotation, cellular component: ribosome; nucleolus; cytosolic small ribosomal subunit.
UUUUUGCUGCCUGACCGACGCCAUCAUGGGUCGCAUGCAUGCUCCCGGGAAGGGCCUGUCCCAGUCGGCUCUACCCUAUCGCCGCAGCGUCCCCACCUGGCUGAAGUUGACGUCCGACGACGUGAAGGAGCAGAUCUACAAACUGGCUAAGAAGGGUCUCACCCCGUCACAGAUUGGUGUGAUCCUGAGAGAUUCUCAUGGCGUGGCACAAGUACGUUUUGUGACUGGCAAUAAAAUCCUAAGAAUCCUUAAGUCCAAAGGACUUGCUCCUGAUCUUCCUGAGGAUCUCUACCAUUUAAUUAAAAAGGCUGUUGCUGUUCGCAAGCAUCUUGAAAGGAACAGAAAGGAUAAGGAUGCCAAGUUCCGACUGAUUCUGAUUGAGAGCAGAAUUCACCGGCUGGCUCGCUACUAUAAAACAAAGAGAGUCCUCCCCCCCAAUUGGAAAUACGAAUCAUCCACAGCAUCUGCCCUGGUUGCAUAAAUUUGUUUAUGUACUUGAGCAAUAAAACCAUUGUUUAACUA